Molecule: messenger RNA, 1913 nt
Organism: Vespa crabro (European hornet)
Lineage: Eukaryota; Metazoa; Arthropoda; Insecta; Hymenoptera; Vespidae
Gene: FucTB
Product: alpha-(1,3)-fucosyltransferase 10
Exons: 7
Coding region: 271-1620 (449 amino acids)
Cellular component (GO): membrane
Molecular function (GO): alpha-(1->3)-fucosyltransferase activity
Source: RefSeq, a predicted model, not a curated record
ACUUGUCAAAAUAAAAAAAUGUCAAAAAUAUGAUUCUCUCUCUUAAUUGGCUUUUAACUUAUUUUUUAUUAUACCAAAGGAAUGUAGAAAAUUAAUAUAAUAAUAAAAUAUGUGUAUAGUUAAAAAUAGUGUAAAAUUGUGUGAUAUCAUAACAAAUUAUGAAAUGUCUUUUGUGUGAAGACAAGAAGAGAAUAAAUGAAUUGAUGACACAUUAAUAUAUAUUUACUUUCUUAAUUUUAAUUCUUUUUUUUUUUUUUUUUUUAAGAAAAAAUGAUCUGUAAAAUACGUACUUUAUUUAAAUAUAUAUUUAUAUUGGGCAUUCUUCUUUUAUUAAUUCAGUUAUUUUUAUUUCAUGAUGCCAAACUUUUAAACGAAGAUGAUAAAAAUAUACCUGUGAUAUUGUGGUGGACACCUUUCGGUAAUAACGGAUUGACCAAAAUAUGUGGAUACAAUAAAUGUUAUUUUACAUAUAAUCGUACAUACGAAAAUAACUCUCGACUAAAAGCCAUUUUAUUUUAUGGAAGUAAUUUUCAAAUUAAUGAUUUACCAAAGUGGAGAUCUGCAUUUGUGCAAUGGGGUUUGAUCCACGAAGAAUCUCCUAGAAAUAAUCCUAUAUUCGUACACUACAAAGCUUUAAAUCUUUUUAAUUAUUCCUCAACUUUUAGUAGAUUCAGUAAUGUACCACUUUAUUCCAUCGAUCUACCCAAUGAAGAAGAACUAUUAGGAAAGAAAUAUUUCGUACCGACUAAAGAAAAAACGGAUUUAAUCGAAAACGAAAACUUAGCACCAUUAUUGUAUAUUCAAUCGGAUUGUAAUACUGCAAGUAAUAGAGACUCAUAUAUUUUAGAAUUAAUGAAAUACAUUAAAAUUGAUUCUUAUGGUUCGUGUAUAAAUAAUGCUCGCCUAAACGAAAGGUAUAUAUACAUAUAUGUAUAUACAUAUGUACGUAUGUUAAAAAGUAAUUAUUUAGAUAAAUUAAAUAGCAAUGAGUUCCUAUCGUUUGUGGCAAAGUAUAAAUUUACAUUAGCUUUUGAGAAUGCUAUUUGUAAUGACUAUAUUACAGAGAAACUUUGGAGACCACUUGUCGUAGGAUCUGUACCUAUUUAUUAUGGAUCUCCUUCAUUCAAGGACUGGUUACCAAAUAAUAAGUCUGCAAUUUCAGUAUUAGAUUUUUCUGAACCUAGAGAAUUAGCAAAUUUUCUAUUUCAUCUUUUAAAUAAUGAUAUUGAAUAUGAAAGAUAUUUAAUUCAUAAAAUAGGAAGAGAAGAAGAAAGAUUAACGAAUAAACGAUUAUUAGAUGUAUUGAAAAAAAAAUCUACGAAAGAUGCACAUAAUUUUGGUUAUUACGUAGAAGAAUAUGAAUGUUUCGUUUGCAAACAAAUACAUAAUUCUCAAAUUAAAGAAGAAAUAAGUAUUGUUUCGAAGAAACAUUAUGAUUGCCCUUUACCAAUAAAUUUAUUAUCGGGGAAAGCCGAUGAAAAUAAUUUUUGGGUAAAUCAAUGGAACUUAGAAAAAUGUGGGGCAAAAUUGUUAGAACAUUAUGUAUUAAAUAAUAUAACUAUUGAUAUUAAAAAGUAUGAUGUUGAAAAAUUUGAAUUAUAUAACAAAAAUAAUUGUUAAAUAAUUAUUCAUAUAUUAAUUAUGUACAAAUUAUGACCGCUUUAUUCAGUAUAAUAAAUUUGAAAAGAUAAGAAAGAAAGAAUAAAAUAAAGUUCCUUACGGUUGAUGCUUGAUGAAUGAAAAUAUUCUAUUAUUUCUGUGCCUUGCAAAACAGGAAUGUUUUAUUUUAAGCCUGUAUUGAGAUCUGUGUAUGUAAUUUGGUGUUGAUUAGAUCAUUACUCGAAUUAAUUAGACUUACAUUCAAAUCUGUAUAAUGUUAAAUCGUAUAAUAGAAAAUAAGUAAUUCACCUGAG